This is a messenger RNA of Lachancea lanzarotensis, 639 nucleotides long. RefSeq names its product LALA0S01e14158g1_1. The transcript has a single exon. The coding region runs from base 1 to 639 and encodes 212 amino acids. The record is from RefSeq and is a predicted model, not a curated record. Lineage: Eukaryota; Fungi; Ascomycota; Saccharomycetes; Saccharomycetales; Saccharomycetaceae. Gene Ontology annotation, molecular function: FMN binding; riboflavin reductase (NADPH) activity.
AUGAAAAUUCUUGGAUCUCGAUUCUUUUCAACUUUGGAAAAAAGUGCUUCUGCCACUGUUAUUCAGCAGAAGUUUAGAGACUCAAUGGCUACCAUGGGCAGCCAGGCCAUGAUCUUGACAUCGGCUGGUCCGACAAGCAUGCCGCACUCUUCGUUCCGGGGUGUGACGCUCAGUUCUGUAAGCUCGUUAUCACUGAAACCGCAGCCAAUGCUGCAAUUCAACUUGCAACUCCCGUCUUUUACGUCGGAGUCGCUGCAUGCACACAAUUAUUUCGCAAUACACCUUUUGAAACCUGAUUCUAGAUCCAAGGCCUUGGCCAGGACCUUCAGCAAGGGAGCCACGACGCACCACGACAGUGGGAAAAUUAUUCCUACACAGCCUUUCAAAGACCUAACUGAAUCUGUGCAUUACAGCACUUACAAGUUGAAGUUAAAUGAAUUGGUAAUUCCGAUGCUGGCAAACGCAGAGCGCGUGUUUAUAUGUCAAAAGAAAGAUGUGUUCAAAGUCGGGGACCAUGAGGUUUGGAUAGGCAUUGUCGAGGACAUCAUUGAAAAUAAUACGCUGGGCGCUACAAAAAUUACUGGGGGGCUGAUCUACUGCAACAGAAAAUUUCAUAAACUUGGUGGGCACAUUGAAUGA